AUGGCAAGUAAUAAAGCAUCGACAUUUAAUUUCAGUGAAUCCACACUCAGCACGACUAGAGCUACGCCUCAGCGUUUUAAAACUUUACGCAGCAUUCCAAAAUCAUGGCUAAUUGCUGCCGCGAUUUUCUACUGUGCAUCGGUGAUCACUGUUGGCUUACUUGCUGGACUUCUACCUCGGCGAACACAACAAAUAAGUGUUCUCGCAACAGUAACAUCAUCGAAUACAACUGGCAGUGUGCCAAUAACAACGACGACUGGUACCAUAACAACGACGACUGGUACCAUAACAACGACGACUGGUACCAUGACAACUACUCAAGAUCCUUCUCUCUGUGUCGAAGACGAAUGUAAUCCGCGCUUAUCGAGCGAUGUAAUUGUGCAUAGUUAUCAAAUUCAAUAUACGUACAAUGAUAGUAAACAAACCAUAGUGAGAGGUCAAGUGACGAUUGAAUUCACAUUGAAACAGCCGAUUAAACAGCUGAUUUAUCAUUCGAAAGAGAUGGUGGAAUUAGAAGAACCAGCGCUGUUUGAAGAUGAAGUCUACCGGUUUAUUUCGAUGAGGACAUAUGUACGCAAUGAUUAUGUUAGUCUGCGUCUCAUGUCGAAUUCUCUAUUCGCAAGAAAUCGGUAUCGAUUAGUACAAAAUUUUGCUGUUAAACUAACCGACAGCAACGUUGGAUUUUAUCAAACGAUAUACAAAGAUGGAGAUAAUACUAUGGAAAAAUUACUCUCGACACAGUUUGAACCAAUCGAUGCUCGCCGAGCAUUUCCUUGUUUUGACGAGCCACACUUGAAAGCACCGUUUACGAUCACUAUCAUUCAUUCGGAGAAUACUGUUGCAUUGGCAAAUUUUCCCAGCAUCGAAGAAUCAUUAGAAAAUGGUCUACGUCGAACGAAAUUCGCAGAAACAUAUCCGAUGAGUACCUAUCUCGCAGCAUGGGCUAUUCUUCCCGAUACAUACGGUAGUCGAAACGAUAACGAAGACGAACCUUGGAUGACCGUAUGGGCGCGUCGUGAAGUAACAGAAAGAAAUCAUACAGCAUUAGCUUUGGAGAUCGCAAGUAAAUCUAUUCCAUUCUAUGCGAGUUAUUUCAAUACAUCGGAGCCAAUCACACCGAAAAUUGAUUUAUUGGCGGUACCAGAAUUUGUGUUUGGUGCUAUGGAAAACUGGGGCCUCGUGACAUUCCGCGAAGAUCAAUUGAUCUAUGACGAAAAAGUCGUGUCCACAGAACGAAAACAAGACCUCGGAGAAACAAUCGCACAUGAACUGGCUCAUUUUUGGUUUGGAAAUUAUGUUACCUGCCAAUGGUGGACUGACCUAUGGUUAAAUGAAGCCAUGGCCACUUGGCUUUCUUACAAGCCAUUUGCAGACAGCUAUCCUUCUUGGAAUAUGGAAGUGCUUGUAUUUUCUACUGAUAUCAUUCCAUCGAUGUGGGACGAUGCGAGACCGUCAAGUCAUCCGAUUGUUGUUCCUAAUGUGACAGAUCCUGGUGAAAUAUCGAGUUUAUUCGAUUCGAUAACUUACUCGAAAGGAGCUAGCAUACUACGUAUGCUGGAACUGACAGCUGGAACGCAGAAAUUUCAAACUAGUCUACAAGAAUACUUGCGAUUGAAUGCGCUUUCUGUCGGUGAUCCAAGUUUUUUUUAUAAUAAUCUGUUUACAAAUAUGAGCGGAGAAGCAUUUGUGAUGAAUUGGUUAGAAGAAAAGAAUUUUCCAGUGGUGAACGUCACUUUAUCGGUAGAAAACGGUGACACAACAGUGACAUUUACUCAAUCGCGGUUUAUCAUUUCGAAUGCGCUUGAUACGUCACAAUUAGAUGCAAAUUAUCGAUGGAAAAUUAUGAUCAAAUGUGUCUUAGGCGGUGAUUAUCCCAAUUCCGAUACAACAAAUAUCGGUGGUGAUACAAUAGAAUUCCUCUUCGACACCGAACAAUCGACGCAAGUCAUCACUGGUAAAAGUUAUUCCUGGAUAAAAUGUAAUCGAGAUUUCAUCAGCUAUCAUUUGACUCAGUAUUCAUUCCCAUCAAAUACCUAUCAACGUUUUGCCAACGUAUUAGAAACGAAUCCAACUUUCUUUUCCAACACGGACAAGAUUAAUUUCCUCCAAGAUACAUUCCUAUUAGCUUACAAAGGUCUGAUUGACUAUGCAGAACCAUUACGAUUAAUGCGUUCAUUAGUCAAAACUAAUACACAACAGCACAUACAUUGGAAAACAUUCGAAUGGCAUUGGUCGACUCUAGUUAGUCUAGUUGACUACCUACCUGAUACAUUACCGAAAUUUCAAAAUUUUGCCAUUCAACAGAUUUUAUCCAACGGUGAAACGAUCGAUGGUAUUCUUACACUAAAUCCAACCGAUGAUGAUAAUACAAAGUUAUUAAAAAGUUUGAAAUUUGGACUUCUGUGUCGAAUGAAUCAUGCUGGUGCUUUGCAAAAAGCGAGUGAAUUAUUCAAAUCGAUUCCGAUUGAAUAUUUCAAUAAUUCAAAUGUUGUGAUCAAUGUUAACGCAGAUUACUUAACGACUGUUUACGAAAGUCAUAUGUCAGUCAAUGAUAACGAAGCGGACUGGAAUAUGAUGUACAAUUACUAUCGUAUCGCGAUAUCACCGCAAGAACAAAUACGUGCUUUGAGCGCUAUUUGUGCCACGAAAAAUACAACUCGUUUGAAUCGACUACUAGAAGAAGGACUGAGUAAUCCUCUGGUUUCUAUCAAGCGACAAGACUAUUUUCGAAUGAUAAAGUUUAUGGCUGCUUACACAGUGGGAAGAACAGUGGCUUGGACUUUCUAUAAAGCUAAUUAUCGAAGAUUAGUAGAGGUUUUUAAUGUCGAAAGCUAUGCAUUUGGUCAGUCUAUUCUCUCUUUUGCAGAAUCAUUUGAAAAACAAUCGUAUUUUGAUGAAAUGAACCAAUUGUUUUCUAACUAUCCAAAUGCUGGCGCGGGGGUAUCUGCACGUAAACAGGCUAUUGAUCAAGUUAAAAUGAAUCUUGAAUGGAUUAGAUCACGAAAUGAAAACCUACUAAUUACACCAAAGGUUGAACGUACACCGAUAGUAGAUUUGAUCACGAAUAUUAACGCAAGCUUUAAUAACCGGCUAUUCAAUUCAACUGAAUCAUUCGCUGAAUUUUCUCACAAUCUUUAUCAUCGUUUUCAAAAGACAAUGCCGCAUGAUUACUAA
This is a messenger RNA of Adineta ricciae, 3174 nucleotides long. NCBI's taxonomy places the organism in Eukaryota, Metazoa, Rotifera, Eurotatoria, Adinetida, Adinetidae. The record is from the annotation of a GenBank genome assembly.